Calidris pugnax (ruff) is the source of this 4053-nucleotide messenger RNA. RefSeq names its product zinc finger protein 777-like. The transcript is spliced from 6 exons. The record is from RefSeq and is a predicted model, not a curated record. Lineage: Eukaryota; Metazoa; Chordata; Aves; Charadriiformes; Scolopacidae. Gene Ontology annotation, biological process: regulation of DNA-templated transcription. The coding region runs from base 32 to 2197 and encodes 721 amino acids.
CCAGGACUCAGGCACCCUCCGGUGCAAGGCCAUGGGGCCACGGGCCACGGCGAGGCAGGCGGAGGCCCAGCAGCUGCAGGAGCUGCGGAGCCGGACGGAGAAGGCCGAGAGGAGACUUCUGGCCUGCGAGAACCUGGUCGGGGAGCUGGGCAACCUCCUGCAGGACUACGGGCACCUCCAGCAGCGGCUGGACAACGUGGAGAAUCUCCUGAAGAACAGGAAUUUUUGGAUCCUGCGGCUGCCCCCCAGCUCCCGGGGGGAGAUCCCCAAGGUCCCGCUCACGUUCGAUGACAUCUCGGUGUACUUCAACGAGGAGGAGUGGGAGAGGCUGGAGCGCUGGCAGAAGGAUCUGUACCGGGCUGUGAUGAGGGGCAACUACGAGAUGCUGGUCUCCCUGGACUACGCCAUCUCCAAGCCUGACAUCCUGUCCCGGAUGGAGAGGGAUGAAGAGCUCUGCAUCCGAGAGGGUCAGGAGCUCCCACUGACAGACCUCGGAAAGGAUCAGGAGCCCCCAGGGGCACCAGAAGAGAUGGACCAGACGGAAGAGCCUUUGGGAGAAGACGAAUUCCACUUGGAAUUUGACACGGAUGAUGAUGUGUCCACACCUGAUGCCCUGUUCUGGAUCGAGAGGGAUGAAGAGCACGGUGUCCAAGAAGGUCAGGAGACCCUGUCGAUACAAAUCAGAGACAAUCAGGAGUCCCCACAGACAAACGUCCCCAGCGGUCAAGAGUCCCCACAGACAAGCAUCCCAGAUGGUGAGAAGUCCCCACAGACAAACGUCCCAGAUGGUCAGAAGUCCCCUCAGACAAGUGUCCCAGAUGGUCACAAGUCCCCACAGACAAGCGUCCCAGAUGAUCAGAAAUCCCCACAGACAAGUCCUCCACAGACAAACGUUCUAGAUGGUCAGAAAUCCCCACAGACAAAUGUUCCAGAUGGUGACAAGUCCCCACAGACAAGCGUCCCAGAUGGUCAGAAGUCUCCACAGACACCAGAAGAGACGGGCCAGAAGGAAAAGGCUUUGGGACAAGAUAAAGUCUCCAUGGAAGCCAACACAGAGCUCCCCAUCCUGGUGAUGAACGUCAUGUCUCUGAGCGCGCAGGACAAGGAGCUGCGUGGGGAAGGUCGGCCCGAGGAGGAGAUGGAAGAGGACCCAGCUGAGCCCAGCCCCGAGGAAAGCUUUUUGCCGGGAAAUGAAGCGGCGUGUGAAGGGGCUUCUCCUCCUGAAAACCUCAAGGUGAAGGAAGAGGUUUCUGCGUCCUCUCCCAGCCCGGAGAUGCAGAAGUGCCCCAAAAGCGAGCAGGGCAAGGCCAAGCCCAAGAAGAAGCCGAGCCGCUGCGCGGGCAGGAGGCUCCUGAUGGGCAACUGCCGUCGCGGGGACGUGCGCGAGUGGUCACACCCCUGCACCGAGUGCGGGAAGCGCUUCCGCCUGAAAAUCAACCUCAUCAUCCACCAGCGGAGCCACGCCAAGGAGGGGCCCUACGAGUGCACCGUGUGCGAGAUCAGCUUCACCGACAGGCACCGCCUGGACCUUCACCAGAGCAUCCACGUCAAAGACAGGGCCUUUGGGGCCAAGGUCUGGGGGAACGUCCACCCGGAGCUGAGGAUCCGGCCCAGGAGGAAGGGCCAGGUGGCUUUUUGUGGAGAUACCAACGGCUUGAACCACGAGACUCACUCUGGGGGGGGUACCUGGCUGGGCCAGGCCAAGGAGGAACUGGAUAGAGGGAGCCUGCCCAGCAUGUGUUUCUCCCGACAGCAGAGACGUCCCGAGACGAAAUGCAUUUAUUGCAAAAAGAUUCUCUCCUGCCCCUCUUCUCUUCAGCGGCACCUGCAAACCCACUUGCAGGACAGGCCGCACUGCUGCACCACCUGCAAGAGGUGCUUCACCCGCCGCACCCACCUCUACCGACACCAGAAAAUACACGACCGGCAAAAAGCCCUGGCUGAGCCCCACCAGCCCAUCCCUGUCCCCGUCCCCCCGCCGGCCCGGCAGCCCCAGCCACGGGCAGCCCCAACGCCUCCUCACUCAUCCCUCCAGGAAUCCAAGAAAAACGUGGCCACCAAAGGGGUUCCAGCAAACGUGGGCCUGCUGGGUCCUGCAGAACUCGGGGGGCUGGGCAAGGACCACCAGAUCUGGGGUGAGAGGAGCGUCCAGACGGGGGUCAGACUAAGAAAUAGGGUGGUGGUUUCAGAGAACUGACGACACGAGGGACCCAAGCUGCUGGAGAGAAACGGCGAGCGUUGAUGUUUGCACGUGGUGGAGCACCGUGGGGCUGCGCGCCGUCUCGUCCACUGGGUUUUAGGAGCUUUCCUGGGUUGUAGAAGGAAUCGAAAGGUUGGGUCCCACCACAGAGAGCAAACGAUUUGCCUCCAGUGAUCCCAAGCGCUUCGCCAUUCCUCAGACUCCCCAUUUCCCCUGGCUGACUUUGUUGGGAGGUGAGCAGGCACGAAUCCUACAACCCGGAGAGAGGAAUUGCCACCAGCCCUUGAGCUCCCCUGUUUAUUUCCCGCUGGAGCUGACCCUUCUCCUCCAGAAAUCCAAGGAAUUACGCAGUGAAGAGGACGAGAGAGAAGGGGAUGAAGCUGGUGGGAUUCCCAAGGAGCUCUUCACCUCACCGAAGGCAAGAAUUUCUUGCCCCCAGCCACUGGAUGAAGAGACCGUGCCAUCUCCGAGGCCCCCACCGCCUCCUGGCCACGCUUUGCUCUGGUGAGGAAGUCUCCCAACCCCCUCCAUCAGGCUGGGGAACACCCGAGCCUUGUGUUAAGAAGAUAUGGAGGAGGAAUCACACCACAACAUUUCCCUCCUGGCCCCGAGGGGGUUUUUGAGGUCCCAGCAGCUCUUCUUCCCCCAACAAGAAGCCCCCAGAAACACCCACCGAGUCACCUCGGGACCCGCCUGCACCGAAGGAGAGUCGCUUUAGAAAUAAUUAAUGGUGGAAUCACCCCUGUGCUGCGGCAGCAACAGUCGGCGCCAGGACCCCUCCUGGGGGCUCAGAUGGUUGUCAGCUGUGGAAGGAAACCCCCGCCCCACUCUCCAAAACGCGGGUGUUUUUUAGUCAUGUGCAAAAUCCCACUAAUUAGUCCCGCGGAAGCCUCGUUCUGCUACCUACCUCAAACCUCUGGUGGAGUGAGACCUGCCCCGGUGGCCCAUGGGGACCUGGAGCCUGGUAAGUGACAGAAACCACCUCAGGUGGUGGCUCCGACGUCCCCAGGAACCGCUCGAACUGCUCCUGUCCACGGACGGAGCCCCUCGAGCAUCGUCGUGUACGGAGAGAAGGGGAAAUCACUGAAUCACUCCGGGUGGCAUCGCCCUGCGGACCAACCCGAGCAGCUCUUGGGACUCAUGGAGUUUACUUUUCUGUGUGGUUUUUUUUAUUUUUCCUUAAGUGGUUUGAUGUUAAUUAUUUGACGUCACUCAGUCCCUGUCUCUCUCCAGGUGGGGAGCAGGGAGAAAACCAGUUUGCUUAUCGAAUUUUAUCAUUCCUGGCUACUCACGAGGUCUGAUGGGCUACCAGGGAGGUUGCUGCGGGCCCCUGCUGCGUCCUGGUGUAACCCUGUGCCACCAGAGGGGACAGCGGUGACAGAGCUGCUCCUUGGAGACACACGUGACAUCCCACUGCUCCUUCGGGCUGCUUUCUCUCAAUCCUGUCCCCCAGGAUUGUGGCUUGUGCCAGGACUGGAGUGUUAGCCACAAGGAGGUGAUGGUGGCAGACAGGUUGUCCUCGUGUCCCCAGUGGGUUGAUGGUGGCGCCGUGAUGGUGGGUCCUGCUCCGGCACGGCCUGUAGUGGCCAAACCAGUUCUCCCUGCCCGGGUAGAGACCCCCCAGUUGAUCCCAGUGACACAAGUCAACUGGUGUGACACUACUGCUGGUGGGCAACACCUGCAAGGCCAGUGUGGGUGGCCGUGGGGGGGGGCAGACCUUCCCUCGAGCCAGUUCCACCCCCCCACACCCUGGGACAUUUCUGCUGAAGCUGUUGUGACUGGGACCAUCGUUUCCCAUGAAAUCCCAGACCCCUUUUCUCAGGCUACAGAGUUAAAUAAAGUAUUUGUCUGUA